GGUGGGGGCACCUCUGAUCGGUGGCGUCGCCAUGAGCUCACACCCUCGUCGCAUCCGCCUGAAGCCCUGGCUGGUGGCCCAAGUGAACAGCGGCCAGUAUCCCGGCCUCCGUUGGGUGGAUGCCGAGCGGAAGAGCUUCUGCAUUCCCUGGCGCCAUGCCACCCGGCACAUCCCCAGCCAGGACGACGAGAACACCAUCUUCAAGGCCUGGGCCAAAGAGACUGGCAAGUACAACGAGGGGGUGGAUGAACCGGACCCGGCCAAGUGGAAGGCCAACCUGCGGUGCGCCCUGAACAAGAGCCGUGAGUUCAACCUGCUGUUUGACGGGACCAAGGCCAACCCGAUGCAGCCCUACAAGAUCUACGAGGUUUGCGAUGUGCCACACCCCAACGGAGAGUCCUUUGCUGGCGAUGAACACAUUGGAUGUGAAGACGAGGAGGAGUUGCAGAAGAUGAUGCCAACACUGAGGAUUGGAGACCCGAACCACAGCGGGGAGCCUCUGCCCCCUUACCCGUGGCUGAAGCAAGAGGUCCUGUACUCCAGCGCUUGUGGCAAUAGAUCUUUCCCCCACGUGGCACACCAGGAGGGCCCGGUCGCCCCCCCUCCGCCGCCUCCCAUGGGUGCUUUCGCCGUCGGAGGGGAUCCCGCAGCGGCCAGCUUUGCUGAACCAGCUGGCAGAAUGCCUCUCGCGCCCCUUGGCCCCGGGAACAUGGCCGUGCCGGGAGAGCUGCAGGCACUGCCCCCGGGGGGCUGCCCCGUGGUGCCCAUAGAGCAGUUCAUCCCAAAUUUGCUGAUCAGCCCACACAUGCUGCCCCUGACCGACCUGGAGAUCAAGUUCCACUACCGCGGCCGCAGCGCGGGCACCCUGACCAUCAGCAACCCGCACGGCUGCCGCCUCUUCUACAGCAACCUGGAGCCCACACAGGAGCAGGUGGAGUUGUUCGGGCCGGUGACGCUGGAGCAGGUGCGCUUCCCCAGCACGGAGGCCGUGCCCAACGAGAAGCAGCGCUUCUACACCCACCAGCUGCUGGACGUCUUGGAUCGGGGCCUCAUCCUGGAGCUGCAAGGGCAGGACAUCUACGCCAUCCGGCUGUGCCAGUGCAAAGUCUUCUGGACCGGGCCCUGCGCCGGGGAGCUGGCGGGGCCCAAUCCCAUCGAGCGCGAAAAGAAGAUCAAACUCUUCAGCCUGGAGAGCUUCCUCAAUGGACUCAUCCUGUUCCAGAAGGGGCAAAGCACCACACCCCCGCCCUACGAGAUUUUCUUCUGUUUUGGGGAAGAGUGGCCGGACCAGAAGCCGAAAGAGAAAAAGCUUAUCACAGUCCAGGUGGUGCCAGUAGCUGCCCGGCUCCUGCUGGAAAUGUUCUCCGGGGAACUGUCCUGGUCAGCCGACAGUGUUCGCCUCCAGAUCUCCCACCCGGAUCUCAAGGACAAAAUGGUGGAGCAAUUCAAGGAACUGCACCAGCUGUGGCAAACACAGCAAAGUGUCCAAGUCCAAAACCUGGAGCCCCCGGGGGCCGACACCUGGGCCAUGCAGACCAGCGGCGGCAGCAGCAUGCAGCAGUGAGGACGGCUGCCACCCGCUCUCGUGCCCGCUUCCGCGAUUCUUGUGGGACCAUCGCAGCUCCACAGGAUCGUCUCUGGACAGCCCCCCCUCGCCCCCCUCCCUGUGCACUUCUCUGCCGUGCACGGGAAGUCCCAUCGGGAGCCGACGUGGACACAAACCACUCACUCCCCUCGUCCUGCGCACUGGCAGCCUUUCCUUUC
Elgaria multicarinata webbii is the source of this 1764-nucleotide messenger RNA. RefSeq names its product interferon regulatory factor 5 (gene IRF5). The record is from RefSeq and is a predicted model, not a curated record. Gene Ontology annotation, cellular component: nucleus. Gene Ontology annotation, molecular function: DNA-binding transcription factor activity, RNA polymerase II-specific; RNA polymerase II cis-regulatory region sequence-specific DNA binding; protein binding. Bases 32 to 1564 code for a protein of 510 amino acids. Gene Ontology annotation, biological process: regulation of transcription by RNA polymerase II; immune system process. The transcript has 8 exons. Lineage: Eukaryota; Metazoa; Chordata; Lepidosauria; Squamata; Anguidae.